AUGGGGGAUCGAAACCGUGACCGAUCGCUAGGAAACACCAUAUCCACUACACCACGGCGACUCUUUGUUAUUUUUGAUAAUGACGAUGAUGAAGAUGAUGAUGGUGCUAACGAUGCUUUUGCACUUGCUGCUGCUGCUGAUAAUGAUGAUUAUGACGAGAUAGAGGAGGAUGUAGCUAAUGGUUAUGAUUGUGCUGCGGCUGUUGAUGAUGAUGAUGAUUAUUAUUAUGAUGAGAUAGAGGAGAAUGCAGCUUAUGGUGAUGAUUGUACUGAGGUAGAGGAGGAUGCAGCUUAUGGUGAUGAUUGUACUGAGGUAGAGGAGGAUGCAGCUAAUGAUAAUUAUUGUGCUGAGAUAGAUGAGGAUUCAGCUAAUGGCGAUGAUUGUGCUGAGAUAGAUGAGGAUGCAGCUUAUGGUGAUGAUUGUACUGAGAUAGAGGAGGAUGCAGUUAAUGGUGAUGAUUGUACUGAGAUAGAUGAGGAUGCAGUUAAUGGUGAUGAUUGUACUGAGAUAGGUGAGGAUGCAGCUAAUGGUGAUGAUUGUACUGAGAUAGAUGAGGAUGCAGCUAAUGAUGAUUAUUGUACUGAGAUAUAUGAGGAUGCAGCUAAUGGUGAUGAUUGUACUGAGAUAGAUGAGGAUGCAGCUAAUGGUGAUGAUUGUACUGAGAUAGAUGAGGAUGCAGCUAAUGGUGAUGAUUGUGCUGAGAUAGAGGAGGAUGCAGCUAAUGGUGAUGAUUGUGCUGCUGUUGAUGAUGAUGAUCACUAUCAUGAUGACGACGAGAGUAAGAAGGAUGAAUGA
Messenger RNA from Dreissena polymorpha, 795 nucleotides. RefSeq names its product polysialoglycoprotein-like. The transcript has 2 exons. NCBI's taxonomy places the organism in Eukaryota, Metazoa, Mollusca, Bivalvia, Myida, Dreissenidae. The record is from RefSeq and is a predicted model, not a curated record. The coding region runs from base 1 to 795 and encodes 264 amino acids.